Callorhinchus milii (elephant shark) is the source of this 2583-nucleotide messenger RNA. RefSeq lists its product as uncharacterized. The record is from RefSeq and is a predicted model, not a curated record. Lineage: Eukaryota; Metazoa; Chordata; Chondrichthyes; Chimaeriformes; Callorhinchidae. Bases 195 to 2330 code for a protein of 711 amino acids. The transcript has 12 exons.
UCUCUCUCUCUCUCUCUCUUAUUUGGACAAUCUCUGGCCAAACCGGUUCGAUUUUUUUUCCACCUCUUCCAACCGAUCCGACGCUGAAACGCUUCAAGGCGCCUCAAGCAGUGUAGUGACUGUCCUUCAUAUCCUCCGCAGCCGUCUGAUGCCCUUUAAGAAAAAAAAAAGGGUGGCGCCGGCUCACGGGUUAAAUGGCCUCUCCUAUCCCGGGAGCGAACUUUUUACGAAGCUCCUGGUCCGCCAGUGAGGAAGAGGAGAGGACCGGAGGGGCCGUGACGAUGACGGAAUCGUGCCGGGUGUGCGGCGAGCGGCUGCGGGGGAACCGUCGGCGCUGGAUCUUCGGCCAGGCGGGGUCGGUGGACCUGCGGGUGGUCCUGUCCCACGUGCUGGCGCGGGCGGUCCGCAGGGACGGGCGCGGCGAGUUCCUGUGCGGGAAGUGCGUCUUCGUGCUGGAGCGCGUUUACCGCUACGACGCGGUGCUGGCCCGGGUCCAGGCGCUGUCCAUCGAGAGAGUCCAGCGCCUCCUGACGGAGCGGGACAAGCUGUGCGGGGACGUGAGGCGCUCUUACCUCCGGCGCCACCCGCAGGGUUCCGAGCCCCCCUGGACCGGGCAGGAGACGGCGGCCGACAACGCCGAGCCCCCGCACGUGCCUUACAACCUCCUGCUCCAGGACGACAUGGCGCUCAGCUGCUUCGAGAGCUGGUCGGAGCGCGGCGAGGGGACGCCCCUCGGGCACCGGCCCUGCCGCCACCCGCUCUGUCGCGGCUGCCACGCCCUGCGCGUGCCCGACUCGGACUACGAGUCGGUGUGCAAGGUCCCGCGGCGUCUGGCCGGGGGACGGCGGACGCCCCCCUUCCCGCUGUCCCGGGAUAAGUCGCGGAGCAUGCCGCUGGACUGGCUGUUCAGUGGAGGAGGAGGGGGCGAGUGGGAUGCCUGGACGCCCCUCGCCUCCGAGCGCUCGCUCUUCCCGCUCAGCCGGAGUCUCUCCCUCAUCGCGUCUCGCCCGCUCCGCCCUCCGCCCGGCAGCAGAAUUCCGGUCCGUCUUCCCAGCGGGGCUUCCUCCCCCCGGGGGGCCGGGACCCCCACCCCAGGGCCGCAGCCCCCCGACCCCAGCGAGGACCUGGAGGAGCUCCGUGAGCAGAUGGCCGACAUGUACCUGCCCCUGAACAUGGAGAAGUUCUUGGCGAAGGAGAAAAGGUUUGAGGAGCUGGAGGUGAAGGUCGGACAGCUGAGCGGACGCCUCGAGGUGGCGAGGACCCAAAGCCGGACGAGGGACUGUGAGCGGGAGCCCCUUCCCCGAGAGCCAGGGGCCCCACCAGGCGACCCCGGGCCCCGGCGUGAAGGGAGGGCGAGAGUCCGUCUGCUCCAGGAGCUGCUCAACAAGGAACAGUUACUGCAGCUGUGUGUACAGGUGAUCACCAGACUGACUCGCGGAGACCGUUCCCCAGAGGCUGUGACCGAUGAUCUGGUGGAGAAGCUGCGAGAGAGGUUGAAGGAACGGGAAGCGGCACUGGAGAGAGCUGCUGAUGACAGGUUCGCUGCUCUGGAGGAGAAGGAGGCAGAGACUCGGAGGUUGCGGGCGGCGCUGAGGGACGUGGAGUGUGAUGUGAGCCGCCUCAGCCUGGUCCUCGCUCACAACCAGCAAAUGAUUAACCUGCUGAAUCAGACGCUGUCUCAGAAGACGUCUGUCCUGAGCCAGACCGAGACGCUGUGUAAGGCGGUGGCUCAGACGGCUCGGGAGGUGGACGGGAACCGGACGGCGGCCCUGAGGGAGAAGGACGCCAUUAUCGCCCGCCUGCAGGAGGCGCUGGAGAGCAGAGGCAGGGACGUGGCGGCACUGACAGACUCGGUGCUGGGUCGGGGUCUGAGCGGGGCACCUGACGUCUCGGACAGUCUGCGUGCGAGUCUGAAGGACAAGGAGAGUUUGCUGAGCCGGUGUCUGGAGGAGCAGAAACAGAGGAGCAACGAGCACCAGGCACAGGUGGAGGGGAUGCUCAACACCAUCGCACACAAGGAGCAGAGAAUCCAGAAGCUGACCGAGCUGUACAGUCAGACACAGGCUGCCCGUGAACAGGAAGCGCAGGCUCUAACACAGCGUCUGGCCGACAGGGAGCAGGAGAUGGAGGGUCGAGCCCGGGCCGAGUCCAUCACAGCCCAGGAGCGCCGUGCUGAGCGGGCGCAGCUCCAGGCAUUGCUGGACAACGAACACCAAACGGUUCUGGAUCUGUUGGACGCUUCGCAAGAGAAAGAUCGCCUCCUCUCCAGACUUCAGGAGCAGCUGCAAGACAACAUGAGGCUGAAACUGACCAUGAAGCAGACCCUUUGAGAUCGCUUGUGGGGGCUGCGUGAGGCCUGAGGCGGGGAGGAGGUGAGAUGGUGCCAAGAGUCAACUUAAAGACAGGGACCGAAGAGAGGGACAAUCAAAUGGAGUCGGGUCAGGCCAAAAUCCUCGAACGUCCAUUUGCGGAUCGACCGCUGACCUCCCAAUAACACUACCUCACUGCCGUUGAGGGAAUGCUCUGUGUUCUCUGUUGAUCCGGGUAAUCGUGAGAUAAUAAUCCUUGCAUUUGAUACAGCGC